AUGGCCCAUUCCCCGCCCACGUGAUGACAAUUAGCUUGAGCCUUGAAGCGCGUUCCAACUCAUCCGUCAUCCCUUCAUUGCGUUCCACCACAUCGGUACCGAGACCCUUUCCGUCGGUCUUUUCCUCUUUCUCGUAAUCUCCUCUUCCGCGAUGUCCUCUUUGAAACGAAAGGCUGCCCAGACCUUUGAAUCCGUCCCUGUCACCAAGAAACCCAACCGCACCCUCGAAUCUUUUUUUUCACCCCAAGUUCCUCUACCGAAGAAAAGCUCUGACGACCCAACUGAACCGUCCCAUGUAUCGCUGAGCCCGGAACAGACAAGAGUCUUAAGGAUGGUCAUAGAUGGAGGAAAGAAUGUAUUCUUCACCGGUGCAGCAGGUACUGGUAAAUCACUACUACUUCGAGCUAUCAUUAGAGGAUUGCGUAACAAAUACUCCAAAACGAAAGACGCGAUAUCAAUCACUGCGAGCACUGGAAUGGCCGCUUCAAACGUGGGAGGAAUGACGAUUCACUCUUGGGGGGCAGUAACACCCAACUGUAGCGAUAUGAAUCUCUUAAUUAAAUGUAUCAAGACUUGUCGGCCUGCUCUUCAAAGAUGGAAGAAGACCAAAGUUUUGAUCAUUGACGAAGGUUGACUUUGUUUAGGCUGUAGAAUUA
Messenger RNA from Lentinula edodes (shiitake mushroom), 656 nucleotides. Its product is annotated as PIF1-like helicase-domain-containing protein. The record is from RefSeq and is a predicted model, not a curated record. The transcript is spliced from 3 exons. Gene Ontology annotation, biological process: telomere maintenance; DNA repair. NCBI's taxonomy places the organism in Eukaryota, Fungi, Basidiomycota, Agaricomycetes, Agaricales, Omphalotaceae. Gene Ontology annotation, molecular function: DNA helicase activity. Bases 152 to 634 code for a protein of 160 amino acids.